GCAGGUCAGGAAUCCUUUCGUUCAAUCACACGUUCAUAUUACAGAGGAGCAGCUGGUGCAUUAUUAGUUUAUGAUAUCACAAGGAGAGACACAUUUAACCAUCUAACAACUUGGCUGGAAGAUGCACGUCAGCAUUCAAAUUCAAAUAUGGUGAUCAUGUUAAUUGCCAAUAAAAGCGAUUUGGAAUCAAGGAGAGAAGUAAAGAAAGAAGAAGGAGAAGCAUUUGCCAGGGAACACGGCCUUAUUUUUAUGGAGACCUCAGCAAAGACUGCCUCAAACGUGGAGGAGGUAACAUCCAGUACUUUCUGUUCUCUUAUGGUGCUGCUGUAG
Staurois parvus is the source of this 330-nucleotide messenger RNA. The record is from the annotation of a GenBank genome assembly. Lineage: Eukaryota; Metazoa; Chordata; Amphibia; Anura; Ranidae.